Molecule: messenger RNA, 642 nt
Organism: Cladocopium goreaui
Lineage: Eukaryota; Dinophyceae; Suessiales; Symbiodiniaceae
Source: the annotation of a GenBank genome assembly
AUGACGGAGGAGACGAAAGAGAUGGUGUCGAUUUGUUACAUCACCGGUGAGGGCGGCACCUUGGCAUCUCCGAGACUGUGUCUGCAUCUACACCGCAACGAGGCUGUAGUGUCCCGCGUAGCCCAGCAGCUGUUGGACCAUUGCUUGGAGAAGGUGCCGGAUGCUCCGGCCAGGAAAGAGGUGCCACGAGAAGAUGUGAAGCACGGCGAGCUUUUGCAAGAGCUCCACAGCCGUGGCUACUUCCUGGAUGCCGACAUCACGGCCUAUGGCAGGUUGGAAGCUGGAGACCUCGGAGCUGGCGAUGCUGGCGAUGCUGGCGAUGCUGGCGAUGGCGAUGGCACCGUGGGGCCGAUCGAAGCCAUUGGACUCAGUUCCAACCUGAAAACCAGGGACAGGGCCUUUGCCCUGGCGAUGAGCCUGGCCAUCCUCCUCAGACUCGAACCUGGAACUGCGAACAUGAUCUGCAACAACUUUGGUGUCGGGGAGCUGCUACACCAGGCGCGGCAGCAACGUGGCCUAUGGACGGUGAAGACCAAGCUGCCCACGGACGAAGAGAUCUUUCGCUUCCAAAUGGCAUUGACCACCUGGCCACGUGGCAAUCCCAGUAGAUUUCUUCGCUUCGAGCAGCUGGAAGAAGUCUAA